AUCGGUCAACGUUAAAUGUAGCGCCACUGAUUUCGCAAAAAUAUCGAGGCUUCUUAACGCCAGCGUACAAAUGACAAGCUAACCAGCUAGCUAGCUAGCUAGCUUAUAGCUAAGUGAGUUUUCAGCCGCUGUAGCCAUAGAUAAAUGACAAGCCAACCAGCUAGCUAGCUAGCUUAUAGCUAAGUGAGUUUUCAGCCGCUGUAGCCAUAGGUAUAUAUCUAUGCGCUGUAGCAAACAGCUCUGCCGAAAAACAACAGAACCACCCUGUUAGCACAUCUGAUCAGCGACAAGUGAGGCAAUCCAUGAUGGACUCCAGGUCUCGCAGACUGCCUUUUUGUCUGCCCAGCAGCUCAAGGUCUUCGUACACAACCAGUCCAACAGUCUCCUCCUCAUCACUGGGCUCUAGUAGGUUGUACAGUAGGGAUACGGUGCUGAAUACUGACCGCUUCCCGAGGGCGUCAUCAGCUUACAAAGCCGACCUGGACCACCAGAGCUCUCGUCUCCUGAGCUCGUCCAGAGACUACAGCAGCUCCGACAGCCGCUCGCCCAGCUGGAAGUUGCCCUCUUCUCUGACAUCGUCCAGCAGAUCUUAUGAUCGCCCGUGGGCUGAAUCCUCCCUCAGCAGCAGGAGCAAACUGGUACUGAAGCUGUACUGUCAUUUGUCUGUAGCAUGCAAAAUGCAGUCUUGGUCGAAGACUGAUUCUGAAGGGAGGUUGGGGACGCGCUCUGGUUUGUUGAGUGCCAGUGAUGAUGGUGAUUCUAAAAGAGCCAAACUGUCAUACAGCAACAGAGGACUGUACCCAAGAACGGCAGGCACCUCAGUUACAGGAUCCACUUAUUCCAGUACUGGGCUUAGCAGUGGCAGAGGUACAGGUGACACUUAUGAUUCAUCGUGGAGCUCAUGCCGUUUACUUUCACGGUCGCCGUCAUCUUCCUCCUCGAAGCCGCUGUUGUCCAGGAGAGAGCUAGAGACAAAGAACCAGCCCAGUCUCUCAGGUUUGGGAGACAGAAGGAGGAGUACACCUGGAUUGGCUUCCUCAUUGUAUCCGACAGACAGGGUGACGUCCACAUAUGCACAGGGCGCUCGGCCUAAAGAGAGUGCCUACUCUCCCUCCUUUUCUUCCUCCUCCUCCACUGCUAGAGAAAGCUCCCUAAAUCGCCACCUCUCAUCUUCCACCUCCCACCGAUCUUCUCCUCCGGUGCGCGACUUCAGCAGCAGAACCCCAUCGCGUUUCUUGAACGGCUCAUCCACCCUCCACUCAUCUCAGGAACAAACGAGAAACCCUCACUCCUCUUUAGGUCUCUCCUCCUCUUACUCCUCGCACACCUCCAGGUACGCCACUCCCCUGCCCAGGCCAGAGGUCGCGCUCCCUUCGAGGCCAGCCCCGGAAGGCGGAGAGACAGAGGGCCGCAGCUCCACUCGCCGCCUUUUGUCCCGUCUCUUUUCGCGGCGCUCCAGCCAAGACUCUUCUAGCGGCUCCUCCAGCGCUCGCUCCCUCGAUGAUGACAGUCCGUCAACUGGUGGGGAGUCUGUGGACAGUGACGAGGGAGCCAGGAUGUCCAGCGUGGAGCCUGACACGAGAGGAUCAGAGGCCACGCCGGGUAGCCUCCGGAAUCGUAGAGCCGACCUCGCCCCUAUCCAGGAAAACAACGAUGGCUGUCGUAUUGGCCUGGCUCAGUCCAGAACGGCGUUGUCGAGAGAGCCUGGCGUCGGCAGAAGUAAUACCCCCACCACCACCACAAGCAGCAGCAGCAGCGGAGGAGGCGGAGGCUACUCCUGGCUUUCCUCCUCCCUCCGUGGCCGCUGCCCCCCCCUGCUCUCUCGCCUCAGAAGACAUGCUCGGGACGAGAACGCGCAGUCGUCUGCAGGCUUAGAAGAAGGCUACAGCCGUCCACAACAUUUACUGAGAAGGUGGGAUGACACUGAGCAUAAAGCAACGCAGGAAGAUGAAGAAGAAGAAGAAGAAGAGGAGGAGGAGGAGGAGGAGGAGGAGGAAGAAGAAGAAGAAGAAGAAGAAGAAGAUGAAGGAGCGGUUGGUUUAGAGCCCUUUGGCACAGGUCGUCCGUGGAGACUCGAGGAUGAAACGUUACCUGAACUCGAAGAUGCCUCGGUUGAAUUUUCGCCGCGUCGCCGCGUCGGAGUAUUUGAAAACAUUUCGGUUUCUAUGGGUGCGUUGGGUGGGGUUGAGAGCCAGCUGGAUGGCCACAAGGAGAAACCCGUUUCCAGUGUGGAUCAAGAGAAGCUGCGCAAGAUUAAGGAGAGACUGCUGCUGGAGGAUUCUGACGAGGAAGAAGGCGAUCUGUGCCGAAUCUGCCAGAUGGGGGAGGAAUCUGCCGCCAACCCCCUGAUUCAGCCUUGCCGCUGUACAGGCAGUCUGCAAUAUGUCCACCAGGACUGCAUCAAGAGGUGGCUCCGCUCCAAAAUUGGCUCAGGCACAAACCUUGAGGCCAUCGCAACAUGUGAGCUCUGCAAGGAGAAGCUGCGUUUGAACAUAGACAACUUUGACAUCCAGGAGUUAUACAGGACACAUGUGCAAUCCGAGUACGAUGAGUUCAUCAGCAGCGGUCUCUAUCUGGUGGUGCUGCUGCAUUUCUGUGAGCAGAGGUUCUCCGAUGUCCUCGGCGCCGUCGAUGCAGCUGGGUUAUUCAACCUGGUGAGAAUUCUUCAUGAACACAUGGACAAUCUUGAAAUUCCCCAUGGGGAAGGUGACGAGGACACGCGAGACAACAGACCAUCUAUUGACUUUUCUGACCUGGACGAUGAUCUCGAAGAGGAGUACUAAUUAUGUGAAAGGGGUGGAUUAUGGGUAAAAAAAUAAAAAUAAAAAGAAGGUGGGUCACUCGAUGCCAUAUGGUAGCUCACCCAGUUUUCACACAUGCUUUUGACAUCGUCACGUUCAUCAGAAAUUGAACGGCAGUGCACACAACGCGUCUCGCCUUUGUUGCAGGUGGCUUUUGCAGAUAUGCAAACUCGAAAUGAACUAGUGCGUAAAAAUAUUUUGGUUGACACAACGGUCAUUUUUUUUUUUUUCCUCAUGAGAGUGCACUUUAUUCAAUUAUAAUUAAAUAAAAAUGCAAGUCUUUUUAACUGUUACACCACAAGUGCUUUAAUGUUUGAAUGAAAAGGCAGGAAUUGGAAAUAGCAUAGGACAGUAAGUGUCGAUUAGUACUUGUGUGUGAUGGUAAGAUGGAUGCUUUUAGGAGAGAAUAUACAAAGUGGUGAUUAUUCCUUUUGGUGUUUCCUCUGACUUUUCCCACUGAGAAAGAAAAGGAAAAAAAAAAAGAACAUAACCCCAUCAACACACGUUCUUUGUUUCAGUGUUUGAAAUGCUUUAUGUAUGUACAAAUCUAGUUUCAUGCUUUCAAUUUUGGAAAUAAAGAUUAAAUGCAAACUGC
Perca fluviatilis (European perch) is the source of this 3396-nucleotide messenger RNA. It is a transcript of the gene marchf7, whose product is annotated as membrane-associated ring finger (C3HC4) 7. Lineage: Eukaryota; Metazoa; Chordata; Actinopteri; Perciformes; Percidae. The record is from RefSeq and is a predicted model, not a curated record. The transcript is spliced from 11 exons. Gene Ontology annotation, molecular function: zinc ion binding. The coding region runs from base 303 to 2783 and encodes 826 amino acids.